UAACGAUUUUAAUCAAACAUGUGGUUUAGUUUUUUGAAGGUCAGCAAUACUGUAUGUAAAUUGUUGGAGAAGUGUCUUAUAAAACGCAUCACUUCACAUGCUAAAGAUCACAGCUAAACUUUGAAGACACACAUGAAUGAUGGAGUCAGAGAACAUCUGUUACAACACCGAACACAAGAAUGACAGCAACUCUAUUAACCUGAGAGAUAUUUCCACCGAUCGAAACGCAGAUGACAACCAGAAACACUGCAUGAGUUUCAUCCAGAAUCAAGCAGUCAUUUACAGUAGAAGCAGAUGGUUUGUGAUGAUCACAGUGUUUCUCGGGCUCAGCUGUGUUUUACUGCUGGUUGCCAUCAUAGCGCAGCACAAUAAACUCUCCACAGAGAGAGACCUGAUGAAGAUGAGCUACAUGAACAUAGAAUACAGUGAAGCUCUGAGCAGCCUGAAGAUGAAUUACAGUCAACUGACCGAUGAAAGAGAAGAACUACAGAACAGAUUUAACUUUGUGAGAGAGGAGAAACUGGAGUUAGAGACCAACAACAAACUUUUGACAGGUGAGAAAGAAGAGCUUCAGAAAAACAUUAGCUCUAUGAGAGAGGAGCAACUGGAGUUAGAUGCCCAGCUGAAGAAGUGGAAUCUUCAAAGAGGAUCCAGCUGGUACUACAUAUCCAGUGAACAGAAGAGUUGGUCUGACAGCAGGCAGUUCUGCAGAGAUCGUGGUUCAGAUCUGGUCAUUAUCAACACUGAAGAAGAACAGAGGUUCAUUUCUUCAAUCAUCAAAGAACGUGUAUGGAUUGGAUUGUCUUAUGCACAGCAUACUGAAAUGGGUGGAUGAGACGCCACUGAAAAGAGGG
Messenger RNA from Misgurnus anguillicaudatus (oriental weatherfish), 854 nucleotides. The record is from RefSeq and is a predicted model, not a curated record. NCBI's taxonomy places the organism in Eukaryota, Metazoa, Chordata, Actinopteri, Cypriniformes, Cobitidae.